This is a messenger RNA of Naegleria lovaniensis, 2013 nucleotides long. RefSeq lists its product as uncharacterized. Gene Ontology annotation, cellular component: membrane. The record is from RefSeq and is a predicted model, not a curated record. The transcript is spliced from 3 exons. Gene Ontology annotation, molecular function: ATP binding; ATP hydrolysis activity; ABC-type transporter activity. Bases 1 to 2013 code for a protein of 670 amino acids. NCBI's taxonomy places the organism in Eukaryota, Heterolobosea, Eutetramitea, Acrasida, Naegleriidae.
AUGACGGAAGUUGAAUUACCAAAUUUAAUACCUCAUGUACCUGAGGUACCAUCAGUUCCAUCUGAAUUUAAUUUGGAUGUAGACACUCCUUCGAAUGGUUCCGGUGUUGUUGCAGUACCUGUAAAUGAUCAUUCCGAUGAUACAAAAUUUGUUCGGAGGUCUCCUCCUAUUCAAUUAGAGUGGCACAAUUUAGAAUAUAAGGUGAAAGUGAAGCCAUCACCACCAUCACAAAUCAUGAAACCAAAAGAAAGAAUUGGAUUUUCGUUAAAGAAUUUUUUCAAGAAAGUGGAUAAGCAGAUUUUGCAUCCAAUGACUGGUUAUGUUGCUCCUGGUCAAGUGUUGGCUAUCAUGGGACCUAGCGGUGCUGGUAAAACAUCGUUAUUGAAUAUUUUGUCACAAAGAGUUAAGCCAUCUGGAGGAGACAUUAUUGCCAACGGUAGCAAAGCCGGUAAAGCAUUUCGAGCUCUUUCAGCAUUUGUGCAACAAGACGACGUGCUCAUGGGCAACUUGACCGUCAGAGAAACAUUGAGAUAUGCAGCCAUGUUACGUCUUGACAGUAAAAUUCCAAUGUCAGAAAGAAUGAGAAGAGUCGACACCAUUAUUGAAGAGCUGGGUUUGUCAAAGUCAGCCGAUACUAAAGUCGGAAUUAGUGGUAUCGUGAAAGGUAUUUCUGGAGGAGAAAGAAAGAGAUUGUGUAUUGGUAUUGAAUUACUUACUGAGCCAUCUGUUUUGUUUCUUGACGAACCAACAACUGGAUUGGACAGCAAGACAAGCUAUAACGUCAUGAAAACUAUUUCAAAAUUGGCAAAGCAUGGCAGAACUGUGAUUCUUACCAUCCACCAACCUUCCUCAAACAUCUUUAACACUUUUGACAAACUCUUGCUUCUCUCUCGAGGUAGAGUCGCUUAUUUUGGAGAUGCCAACAAAGCUGUUGAGUAUUUUGACAGAAUCGGACAUACUUGUCCAACGGGCUACAACCCAGCCGAUUAUCUUAUGGACGUCGUAACUGAGAAUGCAGCAAUUACAGGUGAAAACAUGGAAAAGAAAAAGAGACAAAACGAAAGAAUUGAGGGAGUUUUGAAUUAUUAUUCCAAAACUAAUCCUACUAUUGAAAUUCCUCCAUCAGCCAAGCUGGAUCAAGAUUUGAAACGAUUCUCUUCGUACAACUCAAGUUGGUUUGCUCAAUUUGCAGUUCUAACCAUGCGAGCUCUUAUUAACAUUAUCAGAGAUCGAAAGGUAACCAUGGCAAAGCUAUUCCAAAACUUAACCAUGUCUCUUUUAAUUGGUCUCAUUUUCCUUCAACUUGGAUAUUCCCAAACUAACGUACAAGACAGAAUAGGUGUACUGUUCUUUAUUUGUACUAACCAAUUUUUGAACUCUGCCAUGUCUUCAAUUACCUUAAUGUAUGAUGAAAAACCAAUCUUCCUUAGAGAACGAGGUGCGAAAAUGUAUAAGGUUUCAAGUUACUUUAUGGCAAGAAACGUUGCUGAACUCCCAACUCUAUUUUUCUUCCCUCUGCUGUUUGGAUGUAUAACCUAUUGGAUGUGUGGCCUUAAUCCAACUGUGGAACGAUUUUUCAUGUUUAUGUUUAUAUUAGCAGUCAUCACCAUUACAGGUCAAUCUUUAGGUCAAGCUAUUGGAUCCCUUCUUCCUAACUUUGGAGUUGCAAUGGCUAUCAUUCCUCUCGUAAAUACUGUACUCAUGCUUUUCGGUGGUUUCUACAGAAAUGUGAACAAUCUUCCAGUCUGGUUGACAUGGAUUUAUUGGACCUCUCUCUUCCACUUUGGAUUUGAAGCGUUGGUCCUUAAUGAAUUCCAAGGAGCGACAUUUAUUUGCCCACCCAGUGGAGCUUGUCCUUUCCCAACCGGUGCAGCAGUGAUUGAGAAUUUGGAAAUGAAUGGCCCACUUUCACAUGUGUGGAUCAAUGUUGGUUUUUGUUUUGCAUUAACAUUUGUGUAUAAGGUUGUUGCCUACUUGUCAAUGAGAUUCCUUGUGAAACCAAAAGGAGGAUAA